AUGAAUGCUGAUGUAAGCUCUGUACAAUUGACUGAAAUAAGUCCUCCACUCACUGCCUAAACAUCUAGAAAAGAUGCUUUCAAUAAUCCUAUUUUAAAGGGAAAUAAUUCUCACAAAAUUAUUUUUAGAGAUUAAGCAAAUAAUGGCCCAUUAUUCGAAAUUCACAUUGUUGAAAAUUUCAAAGAAUAUAAUUUGGAAGAGACACAAACUAACAAAAAAACUCAAAUUUGCAAUUGUGCAAUUAUUUGA
Molecule: messenger RNA, 249 nt
Organism: Paramecium sonneborni
Lineage: Eukaryota; Ciliophora; Oligohymenophorea; Peniculida; Parameciidae
Source: the annotation of a GenBank genome assembly